Molecule: messenger RNA, 1815 nt
Organism: Lagopus leucura (white-tailed ptarmigan)
Lineage: Eukaryota; Metazoa; Chordata; Aves; Galliformes; Phasianidae
Gene: ORC4
Product: origin recognition complex subunit 4
Exons: 15
Coding region: 120-1430 (436 amino acids)
Biological process (GO): DNA replication initiation; DNA replication
Cellular component (GO): nucleus; nuclear origin of replication recognition complex
Molecular function (GO): DNA replication origin binding
Source: RefSeq, a predicted model, not a curated record
UGGUGUUACGUGAUGCGGGAGUGCAGGCAGCGCGGGCGCUGCUGGGAAUAGAGCGGGAGGGGCGCGCGCGCGCGCGAGGGCGGCGGUUGACGGCGUUACCUCAGAUAUAAUCUUCUGCAAUGAAUAAACGGAAGUUAAAGGAAAGCGGCGGUACAGAUGGGGAAUGCAUCUCGCAGGUGCAAAAAAUGCUACGUGAAAGACUGUGUCACCAUCAUGCUGUGGGAAAAUUGUUUGGGAUGGAUCAGCAGUACAAGCAUCUGCUGGAACUGCUGAAGCAAACUGCAGUUCACGGAGAAAGUAAUUCUGCCCUCAUUAUUGGACCCCGUGGAUCAGGAAAGACUGCGUUAUUGAAUCGCGUCUUAAAAGGCCUCAGAGAAAUGAAGCAAGUGAAAGAGAACCUCUUGGAAGUUCAUCUAAAUGGGCUUUUGCAGACAAAUGAUAAAGUGGCCUUGAAAGAAAUCACCAGGCAGCUGCACCUGGAAAAUGUGGUUGGGGAUAAAGUUUUUGGCAGUUUUGCAGAAAAUCUUGUGUUUCUCCUUGAAGCUUUAAGGAAAGGAGACAGAACCAGCAGCUGCCCAGUCCUGUUUGUGCUGGAUGAAUUUGACUUGUUUGUGCAUCACAAGAACCAGACGCUUCUGUACAACCUGUUUGAUGUAUCCCAGUCAGCACAGACUCCAGUAACCGUUAUUGGACUCACAUGCAGGCAGGAUAUUCUGGAGCUCUUGGAGAAGAGAGUGAAAUCGAGGUUCUCUCACCGACAGAUCUACUUGAUGAAUUCCUUUACUUUUAAGCAGCACAUUAGGAUAUUCAAGGAGCAGCUUUCUCUUCCUGCUGACUUUCCUGACAAGGCUUUUGCACAGAAAUGGAAUAGCAACGUUCAGCUUCUAUCAGAAGACAAAGCUGUUCAAGAUGUACUGCAGAACCUCUUUCACUACAGCAAAGACCUGCGUUCGCUCCAUUUCCUGCUGAUGCUUGCUCUAAGUAAUGUUACUGUUCGUCACCCUCUUAUCACCGCAUCAGAUCUUCAGGAGGCAAGCAAGCAGUACAGGAUGGACUCGAAAGCAAAUAUUGUCCAUGGUUUGUCUGUCCUGGAAAUCUGCCUAAUUAUAGCUAUGAAACACUUAAAUGAGGUUUAUGAAGGAGAGCCAUUUAACUUCCAGAUGGUUUACAAUGAAUUUCAGAAGUUCAUCCAAAGGAAGGCACACUGCAUGUACAACUUCGAAAAGCCCGUCGUUAUGAAGGCAUUUGAACACUUACUGCAGCUGGAAUUAGUGAAGCCCAUAGAAAGGCCGUCGGUGCGUUCUCAGCGAGAGUACCUCUUAAUGGAGCUGCUUUUGGACAACAACCAAAUCAUGGAUGCUUUGCAGGCGUAUCCCAACUGCCCCACAGACGUCAAGCAGUGGGCAGCGUCGUCGCUGAGUUGGUUGUGAACGUCUGGAACCUCACAGCACACUGCAUCAGGACAUGUGGAGGUUGCAGGAAGGCCACUCAUUUUUUGAUAUUCUGGAUACAUUCUUUGAGAAUUAUUGCAGUUGCACAUAAAGAUGUAGAACUUGCUUAUGCCUCUGCCCCCGACAGAAGUAACAAUACCAAAGGAAAACCAAUUUAAACCUAGAAAGUUAUAUGGAGACAUUCAUGCAAAUCUGGAUGUUAAAUGGAAACUCUGGGGCUACCCCUUCAUUGUGCCCACAACCAACAGAUGCAAUUAUGUCACUGAAUAAAUCAGAGCUUUCACCAUGUCUGAACAUUCAGCCUCCACAAUAAUAGAUACGUUUCUCUUAAAUGGUGCUACUGAGGUUUUAUAAUCCUAACAUA